Molecule: messenger RNA, 4286 nt
Organism: Sardina pilchardus (European sardine)
Lineage: Eukaryota; Metazoa; Chordata; Actinopteri; Clupeiformes; Clupeidae
Gene: spon1b
Product: spondin 1b
Exons: 16
Coding region: 334-2784 (816 amino acids)
Biological process (GO): cell adhesion
Cellular component (GO): extracellular matrix
Source: RefSeq, a predicted model, not a curated record
ACAGCUGCUGCUGUUGCGCUCCCAUCCGUUUGGCUAUUUCCUGAAUGCUUGUGAAUGACACCGCGCUUAAGUCAACAUCCCGCGCUCCUUACACUAGUAGCCCACACACUUCAGCAGUGGGUUCAUCAGUCAAAGGGACCUCUCAGCGCGGGCAUGGAUCUUGUCCUUCUACCCCAGCCGUCUCCUGCUGAGUGAAUGGACUCACACCAAACAGUCAAGUUUGGUCUUUUCUUCUGCAGUUGACAUUUCUUUUUUGACCGGUUUUGUGUGCGUACAAGAUAUCGAAUCUAUUUUGCUGCAAGGGACUGAAAACCAAGUCCAGUCAAAGUAGCAAUGAUGAGGAUGUGUCGCUUUACCUUGGUGGUGCUGUACGUGUUGUUCAGUUUUGUGCGCAACGCAUUCGCCUUUACAGACGAAUUCGCGGCGGAGAGAUCGGGGAAAUCGGAUGGCUAUUGCAGCAGGAUUCAGCGGGCUCAGACUCAGGGCACUCGCAAGGAUGGCCAUCAUGAGUUUAGGCUACGGAUUGAAGGAGAUCCUGAACAUUACCAACCUGGGAGUACCUAUAGAGUGAGUUUGCUUGCCACCAGCCCGGCAUUUUUCCGGGGCUUUAUCCUGGUAGCCCUGAGGGAGGGAAGAGACGGACUGCGUGAUGAUGAUUAUGCAGGCAGUUUCCAGAUCAUCGACGAGGACGACACUCAGUUCAUGACCAACUGCCCGCCUGCUGUGACUGAGAGUACUCCCAGGAGGCGCACCAGGAUCCAGGUGUUCUGGACGGCACCUCCCUCCGGUUCCGGCUGCAUCACCCUCAAAGCCAGCAUUGUACAGAAGAAGAUCAUCUACUUCCAGGAUGAAGGAUCCCUCACCAAGACAAUGUGUGAACAAGACCCUCAGCAGGCAGAAAGCUCCAGCAGACCCCAGCAGGAGUGCUGUGCCUGUGGAACAGCCAAGUACAGGUUGACCUUCUACGGCAACUGGUCUGAGCAGAUCCAUCCCAAAGACUACCCCAGACGUGCCAAUCAUUGGUCGGCCCUUAUCGGCGCCUCCCACACCAGGAGCUACAUGCCGUGGGAGUACGGAGGCCUGGCCAGUGAGGGCGUGCGGCAGGUGGCAGAGCUGGGCUCCCCCGUCAAGAUGGAGGAGGAGAUCCGACAGAAGGGUGAUGACGUGCUGACAGUCAUUAAAACCAAGGCACAGUGGCCAGCCUGGCAGCCUCUCAAUAUCCGGACGGCCCCGUCGGCGGAGUUCUCGGUGGACCGCACGCGUCACCUCAUGUCCUUCCUGACCAUGCUGGGCCCCAGCCCCGACUGGAACGUGGGCCUGUCGGCCGAGGACCUCUGCACCAAGGAGUGCGGCUGGGUGCAGCGCAUGACGCAGGACCUCAUCCCUUGGGACGCCGGCACCGACAACGGGGUCACCUACGAGUCACCCAACAGGCCCUCACUCCCCCAGGAGCGGAUCCGGCCGCUCACCAGCCUGGACCACCCCCAGAGCCCCUUCUACGACCCGGAGGGGGGCGCCAUCACCCCGGUGGCCAGAGUGGUGGUGGAGAGGAUCGCCAGGAAGGGAGAGCAGUGCAAUAUUGUCCCCGACACGGUGGACGAUAUUGUGGCAGAUAUUGCCCCCGAGGAGCCGCAGGAAGGAGACGACACCCCGGAGACGUGCAUCUACUCCAACUGGUCCCCGUGGUCAGCCUGCAGCUCGUCCAGCUGCGAUAAGGGCCGGCGGAUGAGGCAGCGCAUGCUGAAGGCCCAGCUGGACCUGACCGUGCCCUGCCCCCACACACAGGACUUCCAGCCCUGCAUGGGGCCCGGCUGCAGCAACGAGGAGUCGUCCACGUGCAUGAUGUCGGAGUGGAUCAGCUGGUCCCCGUGCAGCGCGACCUGUGGGAUGGGCAUGCGCUCGCGCGAGCGCUACGUCAAGCAGUUCCCCGAGGACGGCUCCAUCUGCACCCUGCCCACCGAGGAGAUCGAGAAGUGCACCGUCAACGACGACUGCUCGCCCAGCAGCUGUGUGGUGACGGAGUGGAACGAGUGGGAGCCCUGCAGCGCCACCUGCGGGAUGGGCAUGAAGCGGCGCCAGCGCAUGGUCAAGAUGCCCCCCUCGGACGGCUCGCUGUGCCACGUCCAGCUGGAGGAGGUGGACAAGUGCAUGAUGCCAGAGUGCCACUCCUUCCGCUGCAUGCUGUCGCCCUGGUCGGACUGGAGUGGCUGCAGCAACACGUGUGGCAUGGGCAUGCGCACGCGCCAGCGCAUGUUCAAGUCGCCCGCGGAGCCCGGAGAGUGCCCCGACGAGCUGGAGCAGGUGGAGAAGUGCAUGCUGCCCGAGUGCCCGAGCGACUGCAUGCUGUCCGAGUGGUCCGAGUGGUCCGAGUGCAACAAGUCGUGCGGCAAGGGCCACACCAUCCGCUCGCGCAUGAUCAAGCUGGAGCCGCAGUUUGGCGGCGCGGCCUGCCCCGAGACGGUCCAGCGCAAGAAGUGCAAGAUCCGCAAGUGCAAGAAGCCCAGCAAGACGCGGCCGCAGCAGCAGAGGGUGGACGGCGGCCGGCCCGAGGAGAGGCGGAGGGGCAAGGGCGGCCGACGCCCGGCCCAGGAGGAGCCGGCGGGGGGAGGAGGAGGUUGCAAGAUGCGCUCCUGGUCCAGCUGGACGGAGUGCAGCAAGUCGUGCGGAGGGGGCAUCCAGGAGCGCUUCAUGAGCUCCAGGAAGAAGGCCAAGGCCGCCCAGGCCAACGCCUGCAGGGACCGCAAGGAGAUCCGCGCCUGCAACGUGCAGUCAUGCUACAGCUAAACGCCAGGGGGCGCUGUGGGCGGUUAUUGCAUAGGGGGUGCUACUUUGUUCGUUUGUUUGGUUGUUUUUUUGGUUUUGAAAUAACGACAGCUGAAGAGUAUCAUAGGGCUGCUAAAGAGCAGGUUUGAUUUGUAAAGUGGUAAACCUAGGUGGACUACAGUGAUUUAAGACACCAGGAGCUCACAGGAGGAGGGGGGGUCACGCUCCUUUCUACCGAGGUCUUUGUUAGAUUUGUUUUUAUUUUGUUUCAUUUAUUUGUUUGUUUCUUGUUAGAGGAUCACUGAGAUGUAAGCUGGCACCAGUUAUUAGUCUCAGUAAAUUAGAUGCCUUUCUCAUCAGAUAAAGAUAUCACAUAUAUACAUAUUACUAUAUAACCAACGCUCUCACUGACAAGCAACGUCAACACAAUGGGCAGGUGACCUUGACAGGUGUCUGUUUUUUUUCUCAAAAUAGCAUUUCAAAAACAACUAUUCACCUGUUCUUGGUUCAGUCCCUGACAAUUUCUAUAGCUUGUGUCACUACUACAUGAAAGUCAAAGUGGGACUCUUUUUUUUUUGUGGGGACCUCACUGCUAGACACGACUCGCACAUGGUGGGUGUGAGGUGUCCAUUUUUUAAAGUCAAAAGAUUGAGGACAGGAGCAAAUGCCAAUGGCUACUCGUUGUCAAGGGCAGACAGGAUUUGCAGUUCAAUUGAGUUUACCUCCAGUGUUUUUCUCUCUCACAGGGUGUGUGUGUGUGUGUGUGUGUGUGUGUGUGUGUGUGUGUGUGUGUGUGUGUGUGUGUGUGUGUGUGUGUGGUGUGUGCGUGUGUGCGUGUGCCUGUGUGUGUGUGUGUGUGUGUGUGUGUGUAAAAAGUCCAAAAACGCCUGUUUUGAGUGUUAUCAAGUCAGCUCACCCAGGAUCAAUACAUGAUUGAUUUGAAUCCAAGCCGUCAUGUUGAACAAUUGAUUUUUUUUUCUCCCCUUCAUUGUUAUAGGUAGGUAGUUCAGUCACUUAUGCAGUACGAGUCUUUGGCUGACUAGUGUCAGCUUAUUGUAAUGAAGUAUCAAUGAAUUAACCCUUAAGAUCAGAUAUAUAGAAAAUACUAUGGACUGUGUCUGGUUCAAAUGUACGCUCCUGAACAGAAAGCACAGGUGAGUAAUCAUUCCAGGUAUUUUAUGAACCUCCAUAUCCUUUUCUAGGUCAAAAUCUGUUGUUACUUUUUAUUCCAUGCGAGUAUAGAGGCUAAACGGUUGUUAACUAAGGUUAGGGGUUCAUGUGUCACACUAGGGAUUUUGUUACUUUCUGUGUAAAAUUUUGAUAUGUCACUCAAUGCUCUUGCCAAAGUCGUGUAGAUGUUUUAUUUCUUUAUUUUUUUUACAUCUGUUUCUCUCUCUCCCUCUCUCACUCUCUCGCCUGUCUCUCUCUCUCAUCAUGUUCUUUCUCUCAGUCUCUCUCCUUUCAACAGUAUGUUACUAUUUUGGAAUAAAUCACCUUUACAAUAAAAGUAAAUGUGACAAAUA